Molecule: messenger RNA, 3879 nt
Organism: Nannochloropsis gaditana CCMP526
Exons: 2
Coding region: 349-3705 (1118 amino acids)
Biological process (GO): protein export from nucleus
Cellular component (GO): cytoplasm; nuclear pore
Molecular function (GO): small GTPase binding; nuclear export signal receptor activity
Source: RefSeq, a predicted model, not a curated record
AUAGGAGGCCACUGCGUGGGUGGUGUCCCAGGUGAUUGUGAACGAGAACAAGCUUUCGGAGCCGGAAAGGCCGGAUUGUCACUAUUUUCUUGCCAACGCCACCGCCCGCUCGCCCUAUCCUAUUGCAACCUGCGGCACCGACGUUACUGCGUUCCAUGAAGCGUGGCUGUCCUGGACUGGGAAAAAGGAACAUUUGAAACUAGUUGAACGAUUGCGCGUCACCAUUUUUAUUGUUCUAGAACGACAUCAGGACAUCUGCUUCGUCGGUAAGGCCGGCGACUGCCGCCCGCUGGCAGCCCCUCCCUCCUACCGGCCGUAGGGUGGUAUCCCUACCAGCUUACUUUAGCCAUGGACGCACAAGGCCUCCAGCAGUUAGAGUUGUUGUGCGAUGCCCUCUAUAAUUCCAGCAGUGAAUCGGAACGGCAACAAGCGCAACAGCAGCUUCUUUCCCUGCAAUCGUCAGCGGAAUAUAUACCCCAGUGCCAAUACAUCCUCGACCACUCCCACUCCUCGUACGCCCUCUUUGUGGCCGCCAACGCCCUCACAAAACUUAUCACUCAGUACUGGAACAAUUUUUCGGUCGCUCAACGUGUGGAAAUUAGAAAUUACGUCCUCUCUUAUCUGGCCAACCAGGGUCACCAAGUGCCAGAUUUUGUGACGACGAGCCUCAUCCAGCUCGUCUGUCGAAUCACCAAGCUAGGCUGGUUCGACGACCCCCAGCACAGGGAGCUUGUGGAAGAUGUGGAGAAAUUCUUGCAUGCAAACGUGGACUACUGCAUAGUGGGCCUGCGGAUCCUAAACCAAGUGGUGGAGGAGUUUAACCUCCCGACGAGCGGGCGCACCCUCACCCUGCAUCGGAAAACGGCUGUGUCUUUCCGAGACCUCUGCCUUUUUCACAUAUUCCAAAUCUGCCUCUCCACCCUCCAGCAAGUCCAACGCCGGCAAUUCGCCAACGCUUCCCCCCAACAGGAGGUGAAGAUCGCGGAGCAGGCCCUCGCCCUCGCCGUUCGCGCCCUUUCUUUCGACUUCAUCGGCACCAACCCGGACGAGUCGGCCGAGGACGUGGGCACCAUCCAAGUCCCCAACACGUGGCGACGGCUCGUGCAAAACCCGGAGACGAUGAGCCUUUUCCUCGACUUCUACAAGAACACCCAGCCCCCGUCCUCGUCCUCUGCGCUCCAGGCGGUCAUCUUGCUCUCCUCCGUGCGCCGUUCUCUCUUCGCCACCGACAAGGACCGAGCCGCCUUCCUGCAGCAGCUGGUCACCGCCAUCCGCGAAAUCCUCCAGACCGAGCAAGGCCUCAAUUUCCAGGAGAACUACCACGAGUUCUGCCGCCUCCUUGGCCGUCUCAAAGCCAACUACCAGCUCUGCGAAUUGGUCCGCACGGAGGGCUUCAAUGAAUGGUGCGACCUUGCAGCUGCCUUUACGGUCAGAAGCUUUCAACAGUGGCAGUGGUUCGGGAACUCGAUCCACUACCUGCUGGGCUUGUGGGGACGCUUGAUCGCGGCCAUUCCAUACGUGCCGCAACAGCCCACGGGGUCGGCCUCCGGGGCGAACGGGGGUGGGAAAAACUAUCGGGAAAACAUGCAGCGCUGCGUCUUGCAGGUAGUGCAGUCCUACAUCAAGUGCAUGGUCGACUCGGUGGAGGUGGUGGUGCGCUCGGACGGGGGCCUGGAGGACCCACUGGACGACGAGGGCUCCCUGAAAGACCAACUGGAACGCCUCCCCGUCAUCUGCCUCUUCCAAUACCCCGCCGUCGCCCAGUACCUCAUGUCCUUCUUGGACCCCCUUCUGCAAACCUACCGGGAGAAGGUCUUGAAGAACCUUUCCCCCGCCCAGCUGGCGGCGACCGCGCCCGGGGAAACCGCCUCCCAGUUGAAGAUCUUGGACGGGCAAUUGACCUGGUUGGUCUACGUGGUGGGCGCCAUCAUCGGUGGCCACACCUCGGAGAUCCACGGGACGUCAUCCUCCUCCUCCGACUCGGGCGCGGUCAGCCAGGAGAGCAUGGACGCGAACUUGGCCUCGCGGUGCCUCCUCCUGGCUCAGGACUUCAAUGUCCGGGCGCAGCAAACGGGGGGCCCCGGGCCGUGUUCGCCGCGCUUGGAGCUUGCGCUGGUCUCCUUCUUUCAAAGCUUUCGGAAGAUGUACGCGAGCGAGAUGCCCCACAUGCUCUCCAUGUCCCCGGCCUCCCUGUCCGCGGCCAUACGGAUGGACGCAGGCGGCGGGAUGAUGAAGCAAAAGGCCUACCAGACUGUGUACGAUCUGAUGGGACUGGGGGACCAGGUGGGGAUCACCAACAUCAUCGUCACUAAGGUCGGUAACAACCUGAAAUACUGGGGCAAGAACGAGGACGUGGUGUCCCGGACCCUGCAGCUAUUCUUGGAGAUGACCAUGGGCUGUGGAAGUGCCAAGGUCCUCCUCUCCCUUGACCCCAUCCAAUACCUGCUCCACCACCACACGCCCGAGUACUUCCCUUUCCUCUCCGUCCCGGCCAACAGUCGGCACCGGACGUCCUUCCACACGACCUUGGCGCGGCUCAUCCUCUCGGUGGUAGACGAGGGGACCUCGGCCGCCUUCGAGUCCUUCAUGGAGCCCAUCCUGCGGGUCUUGGGCCGUCUCCAAGAGACCACCGAGAUGCGGACCGAGGAGGCGAAGCAGGCGGUGAUCGGCGUGUGCCGGGACCUGCGGGGGGUGACGGCCGCCACCCAGAACAGGAAGGCUUACUGUGCCCUCUUCGAGCUCCUCUACCCUCAGUACUUCCCCGUCUUUGUCCGGGCGGCGGAAGUCUGGUUCGACACGCCGGAGGUGACCACGGCCCUUUUGAAAUUCAUGCAAGAGUUCGUCCACAACAAGGCGCAGCGCCUCAUGUUCGACCAGAGCAGUCCGAACGGGAUCCUACUCUUCCGGGAGGCAAGCCGCGUCCUGGUCGCCUACGGGACGCGCGUGCUCCAACACCCCUUCCGCGUGGACGUGUACAAGGAGAAGUACAAGGGUAUUGCCAUCUCUUUGAACGUCUUGACCUGCGCUCUCUCGGGGAAUUAUGUGAAUUUCGGGGUUUUCGCCCUCUACGAUGACCCAGCUCUCGACAACGCCUUGGACGUCGUCCUCCGCCUGGCCCUUUCCAUCCCAUUCCAAGAAAUCUUGGCCUUCCCCAAGCUCAGCAAAGCCUACUUCGCCUUCUUCGAAGUGCUCUUCCGGAACCACAUCCCCGCCGUCCUCUCCCUCUCCACCCCCGUCUUCCUCCAAGUCAUCCAGGCCCAGCACGAAGGCCUCCAGUCCGUCGACCCUCUCCUCUCGGCGCAGUGCGCCUCCACCAUCGACUACCUGGCCACUUACUACUACCAAAACAAAUCCAAAGACCGCCCGCCCAUGCGCGCCCUUCGCAACCACCUGCAGGCGCAGCCCGACGUGAUCUUCACCCUCCUGUCCACGCUCUUCAAUCAACUCCUCUUCGGCUCUGUCAACCACUGGGCGAUCACCCGGCCCGUCCUUUCCCUCAUGCUCGCCUCGGAGGAGGAUUUCAACGCUUACAAGGAGCACAUGAUCAGCACCCAGUCCUCCCCUGAAAACCGGACUCGGCUGCGGGAAGAGUUUGCGAGGCUCUGCAACGAUUUGCAAAGGAAUUUGGAGCCGAGUAACAGGGAGCGGGUGGGGCAGAAAUUGACUGUCUUCAGGGUUGCGGUCUCGCAGUUCUUGGCAAGUUAGGAGGGAAAGGAGAUGGAGAAGUGGGAAGGGAGAGGAGGCGAGCGCGAGAGGUUUGGCGGUACCCCCUUUCCCAAUGGAAGGGGGCGGGGGGAAGACAUACAAGGAAAUUUUUAGAAAGUCCAGAGGCCAAGCCCGACGUCCUCGACCACCACCAACCGAUGCCUGGGAUUUCGU